Messenger RNA from Nanorana parkeri, 2788 nucleotides. RefSeq names its product heat shock protein 90 alpha family class B member 1 (gene HSP90AB1). Gene Ontology annotation, molecular function: ATP hydrolysis activity; disordered domain specific binding; ATP-dependent protein folding chaperone. The transcript has 12 exons. The coding region runs from base 82 to 2253 and encodes 723 amino acids. Lineage: Eukaryota; Metazoa; Chordata; Amphibia; Anura; Dicroglossidae. Gene Ontology annotation, cellular component: protein-containing complex; cytosol; plasma membrane. The record is from RefSeq and is a predicted model, not a curated record. Gene Ontology annotation, biological process: protein stabilization; protein folding; cellular response to heat.
AAGGCGCCGGCUCGCUUCUGCGGCCUCUUCAUUCAUUCGGUCGGUCUGUCUGUCAGUGACGCGCAGCCUCCAGCCAACAAGAUGCCAGAAGAAGUCAAUCAUGGAGAGGAUGAGGUGGAGACCUUUGCGUUUCAGGCUGAGAUUGCUCAGCUUAUGUCCUUGAUCAUCAACACAUUCUACUCCAACAAAGAGAUCUUCCUGCGAGAACUGAUCUCCAAUGCCUCUGAUGCCCUGGACAAGAUCCGCUAUGAGAGUCUUACAGACCCCAGCAAGCUGGACAGUGGAAAGGAGCUCAAAAUCGACAUCAUCCCCAACCGUCAUGAGCGUACCCUGACUUUUGUGGAUACUGGCAUUGGUAUGACAAAGGCCGACCUCAUCAACAACCUGGGAACCAUCGCCAAGUCAGGCACCAAGGCCUUCAUGGAGGCGCUGCAGGCUGGAGCAGACAUCUCCAUGAUUGGCCAGUUCGGUGUUGGCUUCUACUCUGCCUACCUGGUGGCAGAGAAGGUUGUGGUGAUCACCAAACACAAUGACGAUGAGCAGUACGCCUGGGAAUCCUCUGCCGGCGGCUCCUUCACCGUCAAGGUCGACAGCGGUGAAAGUAUUGGCCGUGGCACCAGAGUCAUCCUGCACCUGAAGGAGGACCAGACCGAGUACCUGGAGGAGAAGAGGGUGAAGGAGGUUGUGAAGAAACAUUCGCAGUUCAUUGGAUAUCCCAUAACACUCUAUCUGGAGAAGGAAAGGGACAAGGAGAUCAGCGAUGAUGAGGCUGAGGAGGAGAAGGAAGAGGAGAAAAAGGAUGAGGAAGCCACUGAAGACAAACCUAAGAUAGAGGAUGUGGGCUCCGAUGAGGAAGAGGAAGCAAAGGACAAAAAGAAAAAGACCAAAAAGAUUAAGGAGAAAUAUAUCGAUCAAGAGGAACUGAACAAGACCAAACCCAUCUGGACUCGCAACCCCGAUGACAUCAGCCAGGAAGAGUAUGGAGAGUUCUACAAGAGCUUGACCAACGAUUGGGAGGACCAUCUGGCUGUGAAGCACUUCUCUGUGGAGGGUCAGUUGGAGUUCCGGGCUCUCCUCUUCAUUCCUCGCCGUGCUCCUUUUGACCUGUUUGAGAACAAGAAGAAAAAGAACAACAUCAAGCUUUAUGUGCGCAGAGUGUUCAUCAUGGAUAGCUGUGACGAGCUUAUCCCAGAGUACCUGAACUUCAUCCGUGGUGUGGUGGACUCAGAGGACCUUCCUCUGAACAUCUCCCGAGAGAUGCUGCAGCAAAGUAAAAUCCUCAAGGUCAUCCGUAAGAAUAUGGUGAAGAAAUGUCUAGAGCUCUUCACUGAGCUGGCCGAGGACAAGGAGAACUUCAAGAAGUUUUAUGAGGCUUUCUCAAAGAAUCUGAAGCUGGGCAUCCAUGAAGACUCUACAAACAGGAAGAGGCUGUCAGAACUCCUGAGGUAUCACACUUCUCAGACUGGAGAUGAGAUGGCUUCCCUCACAGAAUAUGUCUCUCGUAUGAAGGAGACUCAGAAGAGCAUCUACUACAUCACUGGGGAGAGCAAGGAACAAGUGGCCAACUCUGCCUUUGUGGAGCGUGUGAGGAAACGUGGCUUUGAGGUUGUGUACAUGACCGAGCCAAUCGAUGAGUACUGUGUACAGCAGCUGAAGGAGUUUGAUGGCAAGACUCUGGUCUCUGUGACCAAGGAGGGUCUGGAGCUUCCUGAAGAUGACGAGGAGAAGAAAAAGAUGGAGGAGGACAAGACUAAGUUUGAGGGUCUGUGCAAACUGAUGAAGGAAAUCUUAGACAAGAAAGUGGAAAAGGUAACCGUCUCAAACCGCCUGGUGUCCUCCCCUUGCUGCAUUGUGACCAGUACAUAUGGCUGGACAGCCAACAUGGAGCGUAUCAUGAAGGCCCAGGCUCUUCGGGACAACUCCACCAUGGGCUACAUGAUGGCCAAGAAACACCUGGAGAUCAACCCCGAGCACCCCAUUGUGGAGACCCUGAGACAGAAAGCUGAGGCUGACAAGAAUGACAAGGCUGUGAAGGACCUGGUGGUGUUGCUGUUUGAGACCGCUCUUCUGUCCUCCGGAUUCUCCCUGGAUGACCCCCAGACACAUUCCAACAGAAUCUACAGAAUGAUCAAGCUAGGCCUGGGAAUUGAUGAAGAUGAACCUGCAAUUGAGGAAACCACUGCAGUUGUACCAGACGAUAUCCCCCCUCUGGAGGGCGAGGAAGAUGCAUCCCGCAUGGAGGAGGUGGAUUAACGUGCUUGUUCCCUCCUUUACCCCAACCCCCCUGUGUCUGAAUGCUCUUCCGGGGGAGCCUGCUACUCAGACUGUAGACUGAUUCCCAUUCCUGGGGGUGUAAAGGGACAGUGGCUGCUAAACCUUCUCUACCCCAUGGUUAAUUUGCACUGCAGUAUGCCCUGUGUGGGUUGGGGGCUGUAAUUUACCUUGUGCCCCUGUUGUACACCCAGAUCAUCACCGGAUGUGUGGCCCCUCCACCUGGCACGGCACUUGUCCCCACGACUGGAUUCAUAAGCUGCUGGAAUGUUGUUGUUUUUUUUCCCCGGCCAGUGUAUGAAGUCCUGGAGAAAGGACAAUCAUUUGUGUAUAUUUGUAGAGCUUAUCAUUCCCAUUGCCCGUGCCUGGUCCUUCGCUGCCCCCACAGUGCCCUCAGGAAGUCCCAGAAUGCUCAUGUUUUUUGCAGUCACGUCAGAAUUGUGUUCAAAUUUAUUUUGUAAGUUUUGUUUCGUUCGUAAUCAUAUUCAUUAUGCAAAAUAAAGUCCUUUUUACAGUG